GGUAUGCCCCGUGGAGAGCAACAGGAGGGCUAAGUCAUCUACCUCCUAAAGACAGAGCCCAGGUAGCCAGGUUCCGGGUGAGCUCACAGCAGGUCAACGCCACAAAGCUCAUUUGCCCAGCGGGGAUGAUGUCUGGACGCCUGGUGAGCCGUUCCAACACUUCCAGACGCCUGAGCCAUGCCAACAACCUGUCCUCCUCAGCCCAGACUCCACGCUGGCCCCACGGCCCCACCGUGACGCGGGCCAACAGUCUCAAACGCCCCCGCACCCCGAGUGGCUCGGAGUUCAGCAGAUGCAGCAGCCCCUCUGAGCAGUCCGACAGCCCCGGCUCCCCCAGGCUUCCAGUGAGGAAAAUCUGCAUGGGCCGCCCCUACAACUCCAAGUGUGUAGAGACCAGCCACCUCGCGAACCGCCCCAAGGUGUCCAGGAGGCCCACUUGCCGCGGCAGCCCCAGCUGCCUGCUCUGUACCGAUCGCCCCUCCGGCCCCUAUAGCCCCACCUUCCUGGACCAACUCAUCAAAGGCAUCAACUACCUUGACAGAUCCACCAAUGCCAUCUAUACCCACUGCCCCAAGUCAUCCCUGAGCCUGCCGAGGCUGGCGGCCAGCUACCUGGAGCGCGCCGCCACCUCCAUCCACUUGGACAGCCCAGACCACUCCUUCCCCCGCAGUUACUCCACUCCCGUCACCAGCGUGGCUGCCUCCGACCACUGCACCAGCACGAGCAUGGUGCCGUCCACCAGGGGUGUCAACGCUCUGUGGUGCUUGGAUGACUCCGCCAGUACCAGCUGCCCACGCCGGCUUCAGAGCCAGAGACUCACGCCUGAGCUGCCCCAGAGGCCGGGCACAAAGCUGCCCGAGCUGCCCUUGUUCAGCAACGGGAUCUUUUCCUUAGGCCGUCUGCCCAAGUUCUGGGAGGCAAUCCGCUCGGGCUGGAGAGCCCCCGAGCCCAUCUCCAAACCCUGUAGCUGGUGGUAACAUCGACCGUGAAAUGCGUACAUGUCCAUCAGGCCACAGUUGUAGAAAAUAAAUUGUGGC
Messenger RNA from Enhydra lutris kenyoni (northern sea otter), 1037 nucleotides. RefSeq lists its product as uncharacterized. The record is from RefSeq and is a predicted model, not a curated record. The transcript is spliced from 2 exons. Bases 126 to 977 code for a protein of 283 amino acids. Lineage: Eukaryota; Metazoa; Chordata; Mammalia; Carnivora; Mustelidae.